Molecule: messenger RNA, 3970 nt
Organism: Neoarius graeffei (lesser salmon catfish)
Lineage: Eukaryota; Metazoa; Chordata; Actinopteri; Siluriformes; Ariidae
Gene: bpnt2
Product: 3'(2'), 5'-bisphosphate nucleotidase 2
Exons: 5
Coding region: 334-1359 (341 amino acids)
Biological process (GO): phosphatidylinositol phosphate biosynthetic process
Cellular component (GO): endomembrane system
Molecular function (GO): 3'-nucleotidase activity
Source: RefSeq, a predicted model, not a curated record
CCCGGAAGUGAGUGUUGUGUUAUGUGUUAAUCCGACCGUAGACGUGGAGGAAACAGUGUUUGUGUGAGAUCUGCUCGUGUGGUGUUUAAAGACGAGCUGAGAGAAAGAGAAAAGGGGUUCCGAGUUUGUUCUGUUUAGCCGAACCCGGUGCCGCUUCAUUAGCGGUGUGCGGAAUCCAGUGCCCGGUUAUAAACCCAGAGGAGAUGGAGGCGGAAGUGAAAAGCUAACAAACACUCCGGGGUUUUAUUUAUUUAUUUUUUUAUCACGGUACCGAUAAACACCAGCUGGUCUUCAGGCUCCUAGCGGCGGUGAGCUCCAGCUCCAGCUGCGGCCAUGGCGCCCAUGGGGAUCCGGCUGUCCCCGCUCGGAGUGGCGGUGUUCUGCCUGCUCGGCCUCGGCCUCCUCUACCACCUCUACUCCGGGGUCCUGUCCAGCAGGCUGCCCGCUCUGAGGCAGAAGAAGACGGUGGACCUGAGGGACCUCCUGGCCUUGUCCAUGGAGGCUGCGGUGCAGGGAGGCUGGGAGGUGAAGCGCAUCCGCAUGGAGGACACGCUGGAGGAAAAAUCCAAGGGCAAGACCAAAGAAGGAGCCUUGGAGAAGCUCACCCUGGGGGAUUUAAACUCGCACAGGAAAAUGUACUACCUGAUCAAAAACACAUAUCCUUACAUCCAGGUGAACUCUGAGGAACAUGAUAACGCAGACGGCGAAGCCACCGUAUGGACGCGUAACAUCCCGGACGAGGUCCUGAGCAAAAUCCCAGAGGGGAAGGUGGUGCCUGCGGAGAGCGUGACGGUGUGGAUCGACCCGCUGGACGCCACACAGGAGUACACAGAAAACCUGUUGAAGUACGUCACCACCAUGGUGUGUGUGGCUGUGAAUGGAGAACCCGUUGUCGGUGUGAUCCACAAACCUUUCACCAGGUUCACAGCCUGGGCGAUGGUGGGUGGAGGAGCAAACGUGGCGCCACGAAACUCCUACAACCCCAACGGCCCGAAGGUCAUCGUGUCGCGCUCACACGCGGGCAAAGUGAAAGGCUUCGUUCAGCAGGCGUUCGGGAACAGCACCGAGAUCAUACCAGCAGGGGGCGCAGGUUAUAAGGUUCUGGCUCUGCUGGACGUCUCGGAUGAGGAGUACGAGAAGGCGGACAUGUACAUCCACGUGACCUACAUUAAGAAGUGGGACAUCUGUGCCGGAAACGCCAUUUUGAAAGCGCUGGGUGGUCACAUGACCACACUAAAAGGAGAGGCGAUUGAUUAUUCGGGCUCGGAGAAGAACCCUGGCGGCGUGCUCGCGACAGUCAACAUCGACCACGAUGCUGUCGUGAAAAAGCUGCCAGCUUGGGACGAGAACAAAAACUAAAUGCGGGUUCGACAGACUGAACCGAGCACAGAACCGAUGUUGGACACGCACACGGGGGAGCUGGCUUCAGCUCGACUGCGAGUGGCGACGGGUGCGUGUUGAGCUUUUAGCGGCGUUUAUCUUUUUCUGGAGUAAUAUUUAACGACGCAGUGAAGGGACGAGCUCUCAGCGUGGCCGCGUUGGUCGUUAUUUAUUUUUUUAAUUCCACAUCAGACACUAACUUGAAUACUUUACUUUCAUGAUCCUCUGGUAACGUUCUGUCAAUAAGUGCAGUGCUGGGAGGGAUGCAUCGAUACCGCUUUUAAAGAGGAGUACAAGUCGGCGUUUUUUGGUUCUAGUGAAUCAGCAUUAAUCAGUCAGGAGCAUCGUGAAACGUUUCCUUUGGCUCUAUUUUUUUUUUUUUUGCUGCUAGCAGUGAAGAUUUUCCUCGUAUUGAGACGUUAUGGCGUUUAUCAGAAAGUGUAGCGACAACUCACCUGAUUUAUGAAUUAAAAUUCCAUGAAUUGUUGCUUGAUUCACGUCUCGGGGCUCAGUGCUCGCUGAAGUGAACUGCUCUCACACCCAGCAGUUUCUUUACACGCUCGUUUAACUUCCUGCCUUUUUAAAGACGCUGUUUAAACUCGGAGACGUUUCCUCAGGUCAGGUACUUGUCUGAUAAGAAGACGCUGUAGUUCCUAAUCUCGAACGUGCUUUCAUAUGGUAUCGGAUAUGUCGGGGUUUUUUUGUUUGGUUGUUUUUUUUCCGAGUAUGUGAUCAUGAUGGCGGGUUGAUGUGCGAUUUCGGUAUCGGUAUCGGUGCAUCCCUAUGUACUAAUACAUUUUAAAAAUAUAACUUUAUGGCAUUGUGAAAUCCGCAGACAGGAACAAAUUCAAAUCUGUCCAGCGUUAAGGAAGACGUUAUCUCAGGAGCACAAACUCCACCCACUUGUGUCAUGAUAUCAUGACUUGAGCAUUUCGUUUCACUCCCUGUAAACAAUUUGAGGAUCACACUCGUGUAUGACUUCACGCCUUCUCAGUUUAGUCAGUUAAAGGGUUAAUUCACUGGAAACAAAACAGUUUUGUCCAUCAGCUGACACGUCCAGCGUCUGAUGUUUAUGUCAUGAUUUUGCGUCGAAGCUGCAAGGUUGACGUUAACAAAACUUUCCACAAAUCCAUACACAAGUCUUUGUAUACGUGCUCCAUGAUGUCAUUUUGUCCAGCAAAAGUAAUGUUUACGUUACUGUCAGCUUUCGAAGAUGGCCGCCUCUAUUGAACAGUUAUUCCACGAAAUCGAAUCAUGCGUGAGCUGAUAGCUGACUUUUUUUUUUUUUUUGGGCAAAUUCGAUAAAUAAAAACUUUAUACAAAAUGUCUGACAAUCAUUUCUGCUCAGAAUGUAAAACUGGUGAAAUGACGAGCAAUUUGUGAAAAAUGCAAUAAUAAUAAAUAAAUAAAUUCUUGAAAAAUAAAAAAAAUUAUUUUUAUUCCAUAUUUUGUUACAUUUUUUAGGGUUUUGUUUUCGAGUAGUUUUUAUUUCGUCCUCGGUUGGUUCAGCAACGCGCUCUGCCAUUUUGUUUUUCUCUGCUCGCUGUAGGUAUAUGAGCGGAUAUCCUAGUAUCUGAUUAGAGGAGCCAAUCAGAGCGCGCGAUUUCUCAUCCAGUGAAUGUGGAGAGAAUAAAAUGUUCCAGCGUUCAGCUACAAGGUGAAGUUUAGAAAUAAGUCAGUCGCAGGUACUCGUUGAAUUCUCCGUUCUGAUUGGCCAGCAGUUCUGACAGUACUUGCAGUUUAUAUUUAACGAACUCGUUCUAAUAUAAUUAUCGUUUCCAUAGUAACGACUCGUCCAAUGAAUACUCCGCUAAUCACAAACGGGUUAAAAAAAAAAAAAAUGUAAUCAUGUGAUAUGGAAGGAGUCUCCAGUGUCGGUGAGGAACAGUGACUUCGUGUCGUCACACCACCUCGUCGUUGAUGCGUUUCCUGUAACAGCACGACCCCAAAACGUUGUUCCUGACUUCACUUCAGGGCAAAACAUCAAACACUGAAUGUGUCUCAGCUGAUCGAUGACGUUUAGUCAUUUCCUACUUCUCGUUUUGUAAGAUAUUCUGGUUAUUCUAAUCGGAUCGUUGCUGAUCUUUUCGUUUUCCUUUGAGAGCUUUGGAGAAAAGGGUGUAAUAUUAUUAUUUUUUUAGGUGUCUUUCUCUCUUCCUUCCCAAAUCAUCAACAAACACUACACGGACGAGCAGGUGAUUCUGGUUUGACUGUCGCACAUGUACUACACACUCGCUGUGAUGACUCACGGUCACGUGACUGCCCCGCCCAUCGUCUGUUGCUCCUCACUCUGCAUGAACCCGGAGUGUAAAUACGAUCCAGCACAUGGUAAUUCCGAGUUGUUUGCUGUUAAAAUCCUGCAUGCACUCUGUUUAUAUCCGACCGAGGCAUGUUGUGUGAUGUCAUCGUGCUAACUUAAAAUUAAUUUUCAUCUUUCAUGGGUUGGAAUAAAAAGCUUCUUCUGUUUUUGUGUGUGUUUUUGCUUGAAGGGAAUUUUCUGAGGUUGGGGCUUUGCCUUGUUGGAAGAUGUGAACUGUGUCUCACGAGUAUUUCUGGAUGAAGUGAUGAAAUAAAGUGCAGUUUACUGUAA